This is a messenger RNA of Merops nubicus (carmine bee-eater), 1713 nucleotides long. Its product is annotated as transcription elongation factor B polypeptide 3-like. Gene Ontology annotation, molecular function: protein binding. The record is from RefSeq and is a predicted model, not a curated record. Gene Ontology annotation, cellular component: nucleus; elongin complex. Gene Ontology annotation, biological process: transcription elongation by RNA polymerase II. The annotation marks the transcript as partial. The transcript is spliced from 10 exons. NCBI's taxonomy places the organism in Eukaryota, Metazoa, Chordata, Aves, Coraciiformes, Meropidae.
AUUGAAAAAACACUCAAGGAACUGCAGGAUUUGGAUAUAUCAUGGGAUAUUCUAGUGGAAACUGGCAUAGGCAAAGCAGUUAACAGCUUUAGGAAACAUGCCACUGCUGGGAAUGUAGCUAAAACCCUGGUGAAACAAUGGAAAAAACUUAUUCCUCCAGAAAAUAAAAGUGGUCACAGAGGAAGAAAACAAAAUACUGAAAAAGAUGAGACAAAAUCUUCUUCCAAGGAGAUUAAACCUUUGGAGAAGUCCAAAGCAUCUGUACUGGCCUCCAAAAGUUCCAGUAGUGCUUCCAUUUCUAAAAAGUUGAAUAAGCAGCAUACUUGUAGUGAAAAGACCCACCAAAGUAGAGAUUCUGAGUCUCAAAAAGAAUGUGAUAAUGAAUGUCACAGCAGUGAUUCUAAGGGUGCCUCCCAGUGUACCAGUCUUCAAGCUAAAGAAAGUGACUUCAAAGAGAGAAUCUCCAAAGAUCGCAAGGAAGUUUCUGAAAAGCAACAUUCCUCUGUAGCUGAUAAAGACUUGUCAUCCCAGAAGGAAAAACCUAGCAAGGGUGCUUCUAAACAGAGAAAUCCCAAGCAUGUGAAGAAACCAAAACAAAAACUUGUCAUGAAAAGCAAAGCUGAAUUAUCUAGUGAUGAAGAGUUUGAGCCCCCUACUAUGUCUUUUGAAUCUUAUCUUACUUAUGAUCUGGUUACGAAAAAAAGAAACAGGAAGGCUUGUUCUACAGGUGAGCAGCCGAAGAGAUGCAGCAAACAGAAGGACAGCUUGUUACCUCCAAACGGUUCAACAUUUUCUCAUGCAAAAGAGGGAGAGGAAGAUGUAAAAAAAUGUGAGGGUGAUCAAUCAGAAACCCCCAAUAAAAAGGCCAAGGUGGUGUCCCUCCAAGAUCUGCUUAAUACUCCACUGCCUAAAUUUCUGACAGGCAUCUCAAUCUCAUCUCCCCCAUAUGCUGCAGACUUCAAAGCACCUGUUGUGGCAGCACCCCAGGAGGUCAGUGAGGUGGUUCAAUUCACAGGACGGAGGCUGAACUCAAAAAUGCAAGUGUACUCUGGCUCUAAACCAGUCUGCCUUUCAAAGAUGCUUACACUGUAUGAACAGUGCAUCCGUGUGCUUCAAAAUAAUAUUGAUUUGCUACAUGAAGUAGGAGGUGUGCCUUUUGAAAUUCUUGAGCCUGUGCUGACACGUUGCACACCAGAGCAGUUGUUUCAAAUAGAGGAAUGUAAUCCGAAAUUUACAGAAGAAUCUGACCACUUGUGGAAGAAACACUGCCAGAGAGAGUUUAAAAAUGAGAGCCUCCUGGAAUGUGAGUCUUGGCGUGAAAUGUACUUGAGACUGUUUAAUCAGAGAGAAAUAAAACUCAAGAUGCUUACAAAAAAUAUUCUUUCAGCUCAGUCUGAGAAACCAAAAGGCAGACAAGUAAAAAUGGCUUAUAUGACCAGUGCAGCAAAACCACCCAGGAAUAUUCGCCGACAGCAAGAGAUCCACGGGACAGCAGGACUUGUCACCCAGCUUUGUCUCAUAGAAAAGUGCAAAGCAAAGAUUCCAGAAAGCAGAAACAGAAGUAAUACAUCAUCAAAUCUGAUCCCUGUUAACAACAGUGGAAGCUCUAGCUCAAGUGUAAUGACUCAAGAUGGAAAGAAGCCGAUCAAAAAAAUUGCACCAAUCAUGAGGAAAACCUUGAGAGCAUUGAAGAGUAGAGCUGGGCGACGAUAA